AUGGGACGUCCGGCCUUGCGCGAUAUGACCAACGACCCCGGACCUCAUGGGGCCCCGCGGAAGCGCAAGAUGAUGGUGGAUAUGGGCAAGGAGCGUCCCGUGAUGGAGCAUGGAAUGGCCUCGAAGGAAGCGCGAAAGAAGCUCCAUGGGAUCGGCCCUGCCAAACCCGCUCCAAGCAACGAGACGAGCAGCAACGCGUUCUUCCUGCGGCUCCUCAUGGAGACCCCCGCGGUGCGGGAAGCUAGCUUGCGCAAGAUGCCUCUGCACCGCCGGACGAAGAAGUCGCGCAGUCGAUUGAGUCUCGUCCAUGGCGACGAGCGCCGCCGACUUCCCUUUGAGGAUGUAAGCGACGACGAUGGUUCGUCGGCAGGCUCGUCGGUCAUACAAGGGAUUCCAUCCACGAGCAGCAUGAACAUCAGCGCAUCGUUGCACUCGGCCGUUCACUCGACCCUCAACCUCUCGCUCGACGACCUCUCCAUGCCAGAGCUCAUCCCACACGGACGCCCUGCACGUACGUCUCCACAGUCGAUUCAAGAAGAGGAAAUGCAGCCGACGUAG
Molecule: messenger RNA, 558 nt
Organism: Saprolegnia parasitica CBS 223.65
Lineage: Eukaryota; Oomycota; Saprolegniomycetes; Saprolegniales; Saprolegniaceae
Exons: 3
Coding region: 1-558 (185 amino acids)
Source: RefSeq, a predicted model, not a curated record